AUGGUGAACACCGCGAGCAAUGGGAGAGAGCCAAACUGUCGUAAAGUAGAAGUGUUAGGAAGUUUGCCUUUGCAAAUGUCAUUGUUUUACAAUGCAUACUUUUGUCCCAUAUUCUUGGUGAUUGGACUGGCUUCAUUCAUUUUAAAAUAUAACCAUUUGUCAACCAUUUAUCAAGUCAUACUAACAGCUAUGUAUAUAAUCUAUUAUACAGUUGAGGUUGUCCGACUGUUCCUAGGUUACUACGGGAACCUGGGGGGAAAGAUACCUGCCUUAUCAGGAUUUUGGACUACAUCGUUGGUAUUACAAUUGCCCAUCUCAUUGUUUUUGCAAAUAAACUCAUCUAUCAUACCCUUACCAGUGGAAAGAGCCCUUUACGGUCUUCACACGAUGUUCAUUCUAAGCCAGUUAUUCUUCGGCGUGACUGUUAUAAGACGGAUAGCAAGGCGACAGAUCGAGAUGUUAAAACGGUUACUUGAAGAAGACUAA
Messenger RNA from Auanema sp. JU1783, 486 nucleotides. Lineage: Eukaryota; Metazoa; Nematoda; Chromadorea; Rhabditida; Rhabditidae. The record is from the annotation of a GenBank genome assembly.